GCACGCAGAUCAAACCAGUUUGAUUCGCGAAGUAAACAAACAAACACCUCUAAAGACAUAUCACACCAACCGCGCCGGCUGAGAGCCAACUAUGGAUACGUUAAAUAUAAAACCGUUAAGUAAGGAUUUAGAGUGGUCUCUGGACGCGCCCUCGGGCGGCGGCAUGGAGGCCACUGGUGCGGGCGGGCCCGAGGCGGUCCCCGCACCGAUCGCUUGCUCAUCGGGCGAGGAGCGCGCGCUGCGCCGCGUCGUGGGUCGCUGGGGUGCCGAGUGGUUGAGCUGACUCGGCUCCGAGCAACGCGCCGCCGGCAGCUGGCCUGCCGACCACCCCCUGCCGCCGCCGCGCUGGGGGGCGCCCCGCCCCGCCCUGCGACUGUCCCUCCGACAGUACGAGGACCUGGUCGCUAAGGCGGAGGCGCUGUUGAGCCGUCUCGUCGUCUCAGAAAACUAUGACUCCAUCAACAACUUUAUAUCUCUGUAUGACGCCUACAUGGCAGCCCCGGAUGCGACCCUGGCGGAGUACUUCCCCAAGUACAACCCGCCGAUCCGUCCCCACAAGCAUACAUGUGUUGGCCUAGCUAUGGAGGUCGCAAAGUGUCUCAAAGGCUUAGAAAAGGAUUUCCCUGGAAUCUCCAAGUCUAUGAUGCUUGCAUCCUGUGACGAGAACAUCGAAGACUUAGUUGACUACGCCACCUUCAGUCCUGGACCUCAGGGAUUCCUGAUCGAGACUGAGAAGGACCACGUGAUGCUGGCUAUACACGUCAAGGUUGAUGGAAGGCCCGGCGUGUUCCUGUCGGACUUGGGGUACCAUAUUGCCCGCGUCGUGACGGUGAUGGCUGACCGUUGCUACCCACAUACUGGCUGGUUCACACAAUCGGACGAGCCGCAUUGCCGCAAGGAGUACAACUACCAGUUCAACACUAUGAACACCAACUACGUGGAGUGGCACGAGCGGGAGACGAGGGGCGCCACCGUCAAGGAGCGCCUCUCUCUCGUGUACGUCGCUAAGGCGUACCUCACCGCCGUCAGCGUCACCGAGAAGAGGAACAUCGUUUGGGACUUGAGGAGUCUUCUAGCCAGGGACCCCAAAGGUCAUCUAACUGCCGGUAUCUACUUCCCUGUGAAGAUCAAGGACCAACAGUUCACAAUAUUCUUCGACUCCAACAAUGGAAAAAUUAGGAAGAAGCUGAAAUUCGACACAUUCUUGAGAUUGCAAAAGAUUCCUGAUGAAGUAGUAGAUGAAGUGGAGCAGUGCAACGACCAGCUUCACCUGCGCGAUGGAGAACUGCUGUCCGUCCUGAACAAGCUUGCAACCAUCAUGGCUGACGAAGAAUACAUGGUGGAACUGAAGGAAGUCAACGACAAAAUCGUCCAACUAUCAGCUGGGAACUAAACGGAAACACCGAUGUCGGCUCAUACUGUCAGCAACAAAAUUCUAUUAACGCAAUUUGAUUUUCUGAUGACUAUAAUUUGGUAUCAAAAUCAAACCUCUUUCGUUACUAGCUAGCACGACAGUACUCUUUAAAUUGAAUCGUACUGUUGUUUGGAUAAUUUGAUUGUGUUAACUGACUUUUCUUGCUGAUCGUACAUUAGAUAUUCAGUAUUUGAUGGAGUACGCAUUAGGAUUUUCGUAUAUGGAUUAGCUGUAGUGUUCACAUCAUUGUAGAGAUGUGCCGUCGUAACAACUUCUAGAUCACUUAAGUGCCUCACAAUUUUCACAUUUUAGAUAUUUCUGUAGUUGCAUUUUGUAGUUUGUCUUUCACAUUAUGUAUUUCUUGAUGUUAAAUCUUUGUCAUAUUUAGUUUCAUGACUAUGUAGGUUGAUUAUGGUUAUUUUAAUUAGAGUUGUUUUGAGUUGCUUGUUAGUCGUGUCGUAGAUGAAAGUACUGAGACGAGUAAUGAGAUACGGUUCAACUUGGGAAAAUAAAAAUUAUAAAAAAA
Molecule: messenger RNA, 1940 nt
Organism: Trichoplusia ni (cabbage looper)
Lineage: Eukaryota; Metazoa; Arthropoda; Insecta; Lepidoptera; Noctuidae
Exons: 5
Coding region: 491-1393 (300 amino acids)
Source: RefSeq, a predicted model, not a curated record